Messenger RNA from Diutina rugosa, 1407 nucleotides. It is a transcript of the gene MDJ1, whose product is annotated as Mdj1p. The coding region runs from base 1 to 1407 and encodes 468 amino acids. Gene Ontology annotation, cellular component: cytoplasm. The record is from RefSeq and is a predicted model, not a curated record. Gene Ontology annotation, biological process: protein refolding; response to heat. Lineage: Eukaryota; Fungi; Ascomycota; Pichiomycetes; Serinales; Debaryomycetaceae. The transcript has a single exon. Gene Ontology annotation, molecular function: heat shock protein binding; ATP binding.
AUGAUGCCGCUACCUAGAGUGUUAUUGCAUCAAGCAGCAAGAACGUGGGCCCCCGCCCGCCACUUCCACGCGCUGGCCUCCCGUCUCCUCGACUUCGACCCUUACAAAACUCUCGGGAUCGAUAAGCUGGCGGACCAAAAGGAAGUGAAAAAGGCCUACUACCAACUCGUCAAGAAGUACCACCCCGACGUCAAUAAGGAACCCGACGCCGAGAAGAAGUUCCACAAGAUCCAGGAACUGUAUGAGCUUUUGAGCGAUAAGGAUAAGCGGGCCCAGUACGACCAGUUUGGCCCCAACGCCUUUGACAACCUGGGCAACGCCAACCCCAACAACCCGUUUACUGGCGGCGGUAACCCCUUCCAAGGCGGCAACCCCUUCGGCCGAGGUGCCGGCGGCAACCCGUUUGCGGGGAUGGGGUUCGACUUUGAAGACUUGUUUAAGGAAGCAUUUACCGGCGGCGGCCAACGUGGCCGUCGUGCUGGCGGCCUGGGGUUUGUCACCGAACAUGUGGGGGAUAACAUCGAGGUGCUCAAGGCGAUUUCGUUUAAAGACGCUAUCUUUGGGGCUAAGACUACCAUCAACUAUAACGCCGUCGACACUUGCCACACCUGUCUGGGGCUGGGUUUAAAAGCAGGUAAGCAGAAGAAGACGUGUCCCACUUGUCACGGUUCCGGGCAGCUGACCCACAUCAUCGGCGGCUUCCACAUGGCGCUGACGUGUGGCACUUGCGGUGGUCUGGGGGUGGUGAUCCCGUCGCUGGACCAAUGUGGCACCUGUCACGGUCGCGGGGUUGAAGAAGUGCCCAAGCUGACCACGGUGGAGUUCCCUCCCGGGGUCGCCGAUGGACUGAGACUUCGGGUUCCCGGUGCCGGUGACGCUCCCUUUGUCACUAAGGACGCCUAUAACCAGACCCGCCACGGUGACUUGAUCGUGCGGGUGCUGGUGAAGCCCGACCCCAAGUUCACUCGUCACGGCAACAACUUGGUGAUCAAGGAAGACAUUUUGAUGACGACGGCAGCGUUAGGCGGGGAGAUUGUGGUGCCGACCAUCGACGGCCAGAACGUCAAACUUAAGGUGCGCCCAGGGGUUCAAAACGGCCGUAAGUUGACCAUUCCAGAAAAGGGUGUCCCCAUCAAUCGCAACGUGAACAACCGGGGUGACUUGGAGGUGGUGCUUAACGUCAAGGCACUUGUGCCGGAAACCCCGUUACAGACGGCGUUGCUCGAAGCUCUCGCCGAUUCGUACGGCGACAAGAACGCUAAGCGCACGCCGGGCCACGAGUCUAAGCUCGACGUCGACGAUAUCGAAAAGGAUAUCGCCGACCUUAAGGAAAAGGACUGCCACCCGCUGACGCUCCGCAACUUUUUGGGUAAGAUCUUUGGCGGGCACAAGAAAGACCAGGAAUAG